This is a messenger RNA of Lolium rigidum, 1530 nucleotides long. RefSeq names its product putative F-box/LRR-repeat protein At5g02700. Lineage: Eukaryota; Viridiplantae; Streptophyta; Magnoliopsida; Poales; Poaceae. The record is from RefSeq and is a predicted model, not a curated record. Bases 16 to 1398 code for a protein of 460 amino acids. Gene Ontology annotation, molecular function: protein binding. The transcript has 3 exons.
UCCCCUUCCGUGGAAAUGGAGGCAGGCGGCGCUAGCUCAGAGCGGAGGAGGAGGCGGAGACGGAGGAGCGUGGGCGAGGACGACGGAGGAGGCGCCGACCGCAUCAGCGACCUCCCCGAUGCCGUCCUCGGCGACAUCGUCUCCCUGCUCCCCACCAAGGAAGGCGCUCGCACCCAAAUCCUCGCGUCCCGGUGGCGCCACCUCUGGCGUUCUGCCCCUCUCAACCUCGACUGUGGUGACCUCGCCCAUUGGCGCCCUGAGCACGCCGCAGGUGUGGUAUCACGCAUCCUUUCCUCCCACCUCGGCCCUUGCCGCCGCUUCUGCGUCUUUGGCAUCGGCACCCAAACCGAUCUCACCAUCAACACCUGGCUCCGGUCCCCUGCUCUGGACAACCUCCAGGAGCUUGAGUUCUACCAAGGCCAGGAGAUGCCGCUGGCACCGAUCUUCCGCUUCUCGCCCACCCUCCGCAUACUCAGUAUUGGAGGCUUCCUCCUCCCGGAUGCCACUGCGCAAGGGCUUCAAUUCCCCCAUGUUAGGCAGCUCAAACUUGUAUUUGCCACAAUCUCGGACUGCUCGCUGUGUAGCCUCAUUGACGGGUGCCCCGCCCUCGAGUUCCUGAUGAUGAAAGAAUGCGAAGGCUUUCUCCGCCUCCGGAUCAACUCCCUUACCCUUAGAGGCAUUUGUCUUGAUAAUUAUGGAAACCAGCGAUACAAUGUCCAGUUAAAUGAACUCAUCAUCGACAAUGCCCCUUGCCUUGAAAGGUUGCUCCUUCAUUUCAGAACUUGUGUAAACAUAUCGGUACUUGCGGCGCCUAAACUGGAGACAAUAGGCUUCCUUUCUGAUCACAGUGGUAUGUCCAGUCAGGAUCAACUUAAUCGGCUCGUCUUGGGCUCCACAGUUAUUCAGGGAUUGCACAUUGAUAAGCUGGCAACGGUGAUGUGCACGGUCAAGAUUUUAGGUGUACAGAUGAAAGCUCUUAGUUUGGAUAUGAUUAUUGAAUUGAUGACAUGCUUUCCGUGCUUGGAGAAGCUGUACAUUUGGGCAAGUAAGUCAGGGCCAAAGAAUUUGUGGCGUCGUAAAAACCAGAAUCUAAUCAAAUAUCUUGACAUCUCUCUGAAGACAAUAGUCUUGACAUCGUAUAGUGGCAUCAAAUCCCAAGUUAACUUUGUUACAUUCUUUGUAUUAAAUGCAAGAGUGCUAGAGUCAAUGACACUUGGUGUUGAUUCCAAGCAUUACAGUGACGAGUUCUUGGCAGAACAACGUAUGAAGCUUCAACUGGAGAAUAGGGCUUCAAGAUGUGCUCGGUUUGAUUUUACAACUGAGCAAUCCAUCCGCUAUUACUGGUGUAUGAAUGAUGUCCGUGAUUUGGAAAUUGAUCCCUUUGCACAGCGGUGUUGACAACCUUUGUUUGGUCCAUUUAGGAGUUACUCUUGGCUCUCAGCUUAUUAGUUAUGGUGUUUGUAGUUUCUUAAGUUUGUAUUAUCCUGGAACCUUGUGACUUUAAAUGAGCUAUCUAUGUUGUUUGUGCGA